CAGUAAAAUUUCACAACACGGUAGUAAAAGUAAAAUUUAAUAAUAAAAAAAUAUAUUUUUGAGUUAUUAGGUUGUAUUGAAAAUCUUUUUUGUAUAUUAAGUAAAUUAUUGUUGAAUUUAGAUAUGUCUUGGCUCAAAGACUUAGCUGGCCGAGCGGAACAAUACCUUGACAAAAUCGAUCAAAGUACUGCCGUUGUUCUACAAACUCAAAAAGAGAAACUUGAAAAAGACAUUUUCCAAGUACCGUCCGUCACAGAAAAUGUAUCAAUUGAAAUUGACAAUAAACCUGUUGCAUUAAUACCAAGUUCACCUGCCACCAAGUCUUUAAUGAAAAAACCUAAGCAAGAUGCUCGGGUGUCAGAUGAACAUCUUCUGCAGUAUUUGAAUGGCCAAGAAACAACUAUUAAAUCACAAUAUGAAGGAUACAGCAUUGGAGUUUCAUCUAAUGACUCAAUAUCUGUAUCACUGACAGAAGAAAAUCUGAUGCUUAAAAAUGAAAUUAAAACAUUAAAUAAUGAAAUGUCUUUACUUCAAUACAAAUUAAAGACAGCCGAUAAAGAUAUAAGCCAAAUUACAACAGCAUUGGAAAUAAAUAAAAGACACUCAGUUAAUUUAGAAAAAGAAUUAGAAGAGGCUCAAAUUCAGUUAAAAAACAUUCAAGAUGUCAUGUUUAACCUGAAAACAAAAUCUGCUAAUUCUCGAGAACAAACUAUUGAUGAAGGUCAUAUUAAUUUUAACAAUAAUUUAGUUGAAGAAAAUGAACUGUUAAAACAAGAAGUUUCUAAAUUGAUAAAAAUAAUUGAAGUUGAUGAACAUAAGAAAGAUGCACUUGCUGCCGAAAAAUUAAACUUAGAAAUUGCACUAAAUAAUAUUCAAUUUCAAAAUAAAAGUUCUGUACAGUGCGAAAAGCUGUUAAACUUGUUUAUUAAUGAAUGUGAUGCAAUAGUUAUAAACUCCAAAUCUGAUCUAGGCAAUGUGUCACAAAAAAUAAAAGAAUCUUUGGAUGAAUUGGAAAUGAUUUAUGUCCAAACAACUAAUCAAGAUGGUACUGCAAAUGAUUUAGAGUUGAAACGUACCAGUACGUUGGCCAAAUUAAACUCUAUGAAAAGCAGUUUACUUUCUAUCGACUGUGGAGUGCAAAAAUCAUUUCACGAUAUUGUCAACUUCAAAGAACGGUUAACCAAUCUUAAAGUUGAAUCUGCAAUUGAAAACACUUCUUAUAACAGCUGUGCUAACCAAAAAGACUAUAACAAUGAACAAAUGAUGUCACUCCAAAAUGCUUUGACUUGUAAACAAUCUGAAAUAGAUCAAGUGUUGGCCGAAAAAAAAGCUAUGGCUAUACAAAUUGAGAGUUUAGAGGCAAGGCUGAAAAAGGAAACGAGUUUACUCAUUAACGUUAACGACACUGAUGAUGCUAAAGCAAAAGUGCCCAAGUUCAUGUUGGAAAAUGCAUUUAAUACAGGCGUAGCAAGAAGAGUAAAACGUGCCUUCUCUAGUAUAGAUUCUAUUGGCCUAAGAACAGGGAUGUAUCUUCGUCGAUAUCCUCUGCUAAGAACUCUUUUAUUUGUAUAUGUGGUAAUUCUCCAUUUUUGGGUUAUGCUGAUACUAUUUUCAUACACUCCAGAGACGAACUAAAACUAACCAGGUUAAAUUGUUCAUUUGAUAAUUUGAGUAAUCAACACUCAUUUAAGACUAUUGUAUCAACAAUAAACAUGUUAUCGAUAUUAUAAUUAUACAAAUACGCUUUAUAUUUUUGUACAAACACAUUUAUUUAGAAUUAAAUCGAGGAACAGUGUGAUUUUUUU
This is a messenger RNA of Adelges cooleyi (spruce gall adelgid), 1805 nucleotides long. It is a transcript of the gene Golgin84, whose product is annotated as golgin-84. Gene Ontology annotation, cellular component: Golgi cisterna; Golgi membrane. Bases 124 to 1635 code for a protein of 503 amino acids. The transcript has 9 exons. NCBI's taxonomy places the organism in Eukaryota, Metazoa, Arthropoda, Insecta, Hemiptera, Adelgidae. The record is from RefSeq and is a predicted model, not a curated record. Gene Ontology annotation, biological process: Golgi organization; retrograde transport, vesicle recycling within Golgi.